This is a messenger RNA of Porites evermanni, 4438 nucleotides long. NCBI's taxonomy places the organism in Eukaryota, Metazoa, Cnidaria, Anthozoa, Scleractinia, Poritidae. The record is from the annotation of a GenBank genome assembly.
AUGGACUCGUUUAAAGAUUUGUUAACAGACACAGUUGGUCAAAUCAAGCGCGCUAACGAAUAUUUUGCCGAGCAGCAGAUGAAAGAAAUUAAGAAACUAAAGUAUAACGAACCACGUAAGUUCAAGAAGAAGGCCAACGAAGACCAGUUUCAAAGGAUCCACAGUGCAGAAUUUUGCGGCCAUGUAGCGUACUAGGCCGGUAAGAAGAAGAAGACCACUCUUUCAACUCUCAGCAACAGAUCCUCGCCAGUGGGAACGCCGGCGUCCACCUCAAGUUCACAGAUGCAACCCCAGCCUCUUAUGUCAAACGUUCCUGUUUUUCGCCUUCUCGUCGACCCAGCGUCGGUACCUGUUUUGCCUGUGGAAAGCGCUCCUGUUACCCGACGAUGGACAAGCCAAACAUCCCAAACGGCUUCAUGAAGGACAACAAUCAGGUGCAGUCUAUUCUAGUUUAGUACUGAAUUUUUUAAGCGGCAAGGCGUAAUAUGGAUCAGGAUUGUCUCGAUGUUAUACCAGUUUCUUCUGGCUUUCACUCCGCCAGUUUUAGGCGCGGUUUAGAGCUCUGAGAGUACCGUUGAUAUUUCUAUUCUACCUUCAGUUUGGGGAAUAUUUUUCAUAGUGAUCUAUUUCUGGCAUACUUUGCUAGUUUCUCUGUUCAUUUUGAAUGUUAUUAGUCUAGUUACAAAAUUCCCUUCUUCCAGCUUUUUAUGUUUUUUUUUACUAUCCUACAAUGCCUCUGCACGUGUUUACAGUUCUUUUUGUCCGUAGCUGUUAAUGAGCUUCCCAGUCUCAACCUCCUUUCAGAAAUUUUUUUGCAUUCCAAUAUCAUUUACCCGCUUUCUGUUUGACCCGCCGCUCCGUCUAACAAAGGUUAUUCCUGGAUUUUAGGCACGUUUGCACCUUUUUCUACGAACAGAAAUUCAAGUGCGAAGACUUGUCCAUGGCCACUUAAAUUUUUGAGAUGGGGUUUUCUUUAUUUAUAUUUUAUCUCUAGUGCGGUUAUCGUAAUUUUCCCCGAUCACCGUUAUUUCCUUGCGUUCACCUGGGAUCUCGGCACCUGGAUUUUUAGGUAUUUUCUACUUUGCGCGCUUCCCUUUGGGUUCUUGUCAGCCUCCCUCAAACCGCUUCAGAAAUCAAGAAGAAGCCAAGGUAUCCCUAUUGCCAUUUUUCUUUACUAUGGUCUAGCUAUAGGAGGAGGAGCCUAUCGCGUUCAGGCCAAAAUUUACAGUUUGCGGGCUGUCCAUGCCGAUUUGCCUUAGUCUCGCUUUGUUCGAAUUCCUAAUGAGAAAAAGUCGCUGUGGGAGCCCGUUCAAAUUUUCUCGUGGCUUCGUGUUCAGAACACUCUCGUUGGAAGUAUUAGUGUCACGGAUGAACGCAUUGCUAAAUUGUCUCACGACCUGGUGGCUUUGUCUGCAUAUUAGUCUUCCACCACAGUCCAUGUUCUACGCGUCCCGUGUGUAGCUGGCCAAAGUAUUUCCCUCUCGAGUUGCGUGGGAUCCGUCGCGUGUAUCAUGGCCCGAUUUCUUUUCUCAGUUGUUUACUCAGUUGUUUCCUGGGAUAGGAUUAAAUUAACUGCAAAAACCGUGGACGUAGAUCCUGCUAGUUGUAAACGUUGGAUCUCUAGAAAAGAGAUCAAAUCAGCCAAAAUAUAAAGAACAAGAACGAGAAGUCCGAAGACUACAGCAAAGCUGAUUUAAAACAACGUGUAUUGUUUUUUUUAUAACAAUAUUUCGGCUGGCCAUACCAGCCUUCUUCAGGUUUACAGAUGUUACUGAACUUAUGUAGCAAUCACAAUAUUAUAUAGAUGGAGAAUGUAGCAAUAAAAGGGAGAGGCGGAAAUGACGUACAACAUAAAAACUGGAAAGGAAAAAUACUAAGGAUAUGGAUUACAAUAAUUCAUCACGGCGGUUUAGGCCAUGAUAUUCUGGGAUAGCUAGGUUUUCCUGUCCGUUGAUUCUUUGUAUGAAAUUGAAUUUUGGUCGAACAAUGUUAGCCUUUCAACGGCAAAAUUUAUUGAGGGGUUCCAGUUCGCUUCCAGUGAGAGUAAGCUCCGGCUUCUCCGAUGCUUCCUAUUCAGCCUGCGGCGCUUAAGAGGAGCCGGAACCUGAACUGAUUUUUCAUCAGGAUUGGUCGGAAAGUGUUCGUAGAUCGACUUGGAGAGAACUCAAAGCGGUUUGUCUUGCCUUACUAGCCUUCGGGAGCCCUUUACAUAAUCAGUCUUAGGUUUUUUGGUAUUCUGACAACCAUAACGUCUAAUCCAUUCUUCGCGACGGCAGCAGGAAACGCGACCUCCUGGAUUUAGCCCCAGUUGUUUUUCAAAUUUGCUCCCAUCAUUGUAUUUCGUUCGAGGUCAAGUGGAUCCCUAGGGACGUGAACGCCAGUGCGGACUGUAUCUGCAAACUCGUUGACUUCGAUGGUUACGGCCUCAACGAUUCCGUUUUUUUUCAAGGGCUAAAUCACCUCUUAGGUCCUUACACUAUUUACAGGUUCGCCAGUAGCUUCAACGGCGAGUUGCCUAGGCUUAACUCUCGAUUUUUUCAGCCAGGCUGUUAGGCUGUUUAUGCCUUCGCUCUAAAUUGGAGUUAGGACGACAACUGGCUUGGCCCACAGGUUUGCCUCAUUGUCAGAGUCAUCAGACACAUUGGGCUCUGCCGCGCUUACGGGAACCCUUGUUCCUCCCCUAUGGAAGUCAGCUAUUUUCUGGAAUGUUUCUACUAGAGAUGGAGUGCAUUGGAAUAGUUUUGUUGUCGACUGGGUUUUAUUGCCUAAGUUCCAGGGGUUAUUUGUUCCAGGGAAGGCCCGUUAUUCCCUUUUCAGAUCCAGGCCUUUAUUUUUUGGCGUCAUAGCGCUUCGAGUUUAUUUUCGGCGCCCCAGACCUCCCUCGUCCCUGGCGGGCUUCUGCUCUACGCCGCCUGACGGAAAGUGUUACCUGUGCCUCUACACGCGUGUUAUGCGUACCUUUAGGUUUGGACCCAUUAGGUUUUUGACCCCCCCCCCACUCUCCUCUCACUUCCCUUUUCCGGUGUUUUAAGCUCGUUUUUUUAAAUUCUUUUUUAUUUCGUGCUCCUCACAUUUUCUUCUUGUAUUUUCGAUUACUUUUCAGAUAUGUUCCGCUCUGGUUUAUAGCGCGGGCCCCAGAAUUUCCCACCAGAGGGUUGAAUACUGAGGCUGACAGACAGUCUACAAUGCAAUCGACGGUUCUCUCCUCAAAGGCCGUUAGUACGACAGUGGUGUACCUUCGUGCUUCUCGCAAGUGAAAAUGUUUUGCUGCCAGUAAGCUUCAUUCCUGGGCCUGUCCUGCCAGUCCCUGCCAUGUUGCCUUGUAUUUGCAACACCUCAUUGAAGAGUCGCACUCCCCGUGCGUCUUAGGCUCGGCUGUUUACGGUAGUAAAUGGGCUCAUACCAUGGCGGGUAUCCCCUCUCCCACGGAUAAACCGAUUAUUGAAGGGGUUAGAUGUGCUUCCAAAAGGAUUUUUGGUUUGAUGAGGUCUCCAUAAUUAGGGGGAAUUAUAUUUUCAUGAGGGUUUCAUGAUCAUUAAGGUUCUCAAAAGCAAGAACGACCAACUUUGUAAGGGCGAUGAAUCGGAGUGAUUUUUUCGGAAAUGUCUGGCCCUGCUUGUACCUUGCCCGUUUUUCCAUCCCUCUAGCUCCAGGGAUCUCAUUUUUAGGCCCAUGUCUCGCGGGAACAGCUCCUUUAAGUUAGUUUCCCAGGAGCUAUACCAGCUAUACCACAGCUAUACCAGCUAUACCACAAUUAGAGAGGCUUUUCGCAAGGACCUGAGAAGUUUCGGGGGUUGACCCUUCCACUUUUGGUUUUUUAUUCCUUGCGUUCGAGAGGGGCCACUUCCGCUGCUUAUAGUGGGGUUAGUGACAGUGUGUUUCAGUGGCUCGGCCGCUGGAAGUCCGUUCUAGCCAAGGACGUCUACCGAUGAUGACCUAGAAAAAAGGCUUUCAGUUUCUUGGGCUCUAGGAGCUUUCAUUUGUCAUUUCGCCCAAUACUUUGUCACUCUACGUACUUUGUAGGGUUGGUUCUCGCCAAGCCGUCCCAAAAUAAACUUAUUUGCCAUUACGUUUUGUCUGUUGAUGUUGUGUAGUGGAGUCAAAAUAUGUUAUUUCUGACGAAUGAGCCCGCGAAGAAGACAGAAAUAAAUAUUUUGACGGCACGAGAUACAACAGGGCCUGGGUACUAGGCCGGGUGCACCAUGGGUAGCCAUAUCGGGGGUAUAUAAGGCUGCGUAUAUCACGUGUACGUCAUCUAGGCUUACGAACCACCCUCUCUUUGGUUUUUCUUUAUUUUUGUUUUAUUUAUUUUUAGGAGCAACAUAUUCUCGAUGACAUUGUAAAGUCCCGUAGGAAGGGCUUUGAGCUUGAGCCUUGGUUCCUACCCAGAUUUCCUGCCCGCAUUUUUUCCCUUCGGGGUUUUUUUGGGCAGGUUUUU